AUGUGGAGGAGACUCUAUUUUCUGUUGUUCCUCGUGCGCGUCUACUUUGCGCUGUCACCCAGUUAUCUGCAUCCCGAUGAGAAUUUCCAGGGCCCAGAGGUCGUAGCCGGACGCGUCUUUUCCUACCCCGUCCACGAAACCUGGGAGUUCACUUCGGCCCACCCCAUCCGCAGCACCUUCCCACUCUGGCUCGCCUAUGGCUGGCCCAUGUACAUCUUGCGCUGGCUUUGGGAAGGCUUUGGUUAUGAUGUCUCGCCCUCGGUCGUAUACUGGGCCCUGCGUGUGCUCAUGCUCACACUGAGCGUCGUCAUGGAAGACUGGGCCAUCCACGAGUUGGUUGUGUCGCCCCGCGCCCGACGCGUUGCUGUACCCCUCGUGGCCUCUUCCUAUGUGACGUGGACGUUUCAAACGCACACCUUCUCCAAUAGCCUGGAAACGCUGCUGGUUCUCUGGAGUCUGGUGUUGAUCCAGCGGAUCGUCGAAGACAAGAAGCGCUCUGGCAUCUUGGCCUCGUCCAUACUCGGCUUCAUGGUUGUCCCUGCUACCACAUUUCCUGCGCAAGCAAGUCACCCCCAUCACCCUGGAGACAGUGCCCACGCAGCUAACAUGGACAGACCAUUCUCCUUUGUGUUCCUCGCUCCCGUCGCUCUCUUGACAGCUUUCGUUGCCAUUUGCAUCGAUACCACGUUCUACACCCCAGGCGAAUUUACCUUUGCAAAAGUCUUUAGCAGCCCCGUCAUCACCCCGUACAACAACUUCCGAUACAACUCGGUUUCUGAGAAUCUGGCCCAGCAUGGCAUACACCCACGAUACCAACACUUUCUCGUCAACCUUCCACAACUCCUAGGGCCAGCCUUUCCGCUCCUCUUCUUCCUGCGCCGAGCGCACUUCACCCCUGUCCUCGUCUCCGCAUUAUCGGGCGUCACCCUCCUGAGCAUUUUCCCACACCAAGAAGCCCGAUUCUUGUUACCCGCCGUACCCCUUAUCCUAUCCUCGAUCCGCCUACCCGGCCCACGCAUUCGCAACGCAUGGAUGGCACUAUGGAUCGUCUUCAACCUCGCACUCGGCAUUCUCAUGGGCAUCUACCACCAAGGCGGCAUCAUCCCCGUGCAAAUGCACAUUGCCAAAACCAACGAGUCCGUCUCCCACGCCUUUUGGUGGAAAACUUAUAGCCCGCCCACCUGGCUCCUCAACGGCAAAAACUCAAACCUCACCACCAUAGAUCUCAUGGGCAUCCCGGGCCCCCAAAUGCUCCAAUCCGUCCUCACCGCCCUCCCACCCUGUCGCUCCCGCAAACCUCCACCCCUCAACCGCGACGCCGUUUACCUCGUUGCCCCGCGCUCCGCUCACUUUCUCCUCCCCCAUGUCCAGCCCAGUCGGCAAAAGGCCAAUCUCGCCCGCAGGCAAAAGGAUCUCGUGCUCGUCCCUGUUUGGUCGUAUCCGCGCCAUGUUAAUCUCGAUGACUUGGAUUUCGCAGAGGAUGGGCUGGCCCAGACGGUGCGGCGUGUUGUUGGUGAUCGCGGUUUGGUUGUUUGGCGUGCUGAGCGGAAUUGUUGGGGGGAUGGGGGGGAGGGGGAGGGGCAGGGAGACGGGGAGGAGUGA
This is a messenger RNA of Plenodomus lingam JN3, 1602 nucleotides long. Lineage: Eukaryota; Fungi; Ascomycota; Dothideomycetes; Pleosporales; Leptosphaeriaceae. The record is from RefSeq and is a predicted model, not a curated record.